This is a messenger RNA of Paramecium octaurelia, 864 nucleotides long. The record is from the annotation of a GenBank genome assembly. NCBI's taxonomy places the organism in Eukaryota, Ciliophora, Oligohymenophorea, Peniculida, Parameciidae.
AUGGAUAAACUCGAUAAAAUAAUUGCCUAAUUAGAUGAAUUGGAAAUUAGUCAAAAGCACAGAGAAGAUUUGAUUAAGCGCAAUCAAAGUUCCUAAAUACUAAAGUUACCAAAAGUAUGAUCGAAUGAGUAUUAUAGGUGAUUCUAAUUCAAAGAAUUUGUGGAUUUUUAGAUGAUUAGGAUCUAUAUAGAUUUACAGCUACUUGUUCAUCAAUGAGAAAGAUAAUGUUUUGUCCCUUGGGAUUUAAAUUAUUGACCUUGAGUCGAAAUGCACAACAUAUUGUUGGGGGAUCCAAAUAGCAAUAAUCACAACUCAAGAAAGAAAAAUAGGAUGUUGUUUCAAGCGGGAGCAUUUCAGGGAAUAAUAGUGUAUUUGAUUCAGAAGAAGAUGCAUUGGCUCAAUUAUAAGCCUUGAAAUCGGUGAAGGAAUUCUUAACUUCUAAAUUGCAAUCCUCAUAAGCGCAAAUAUAAAACUUGGAGGAUUUGAUCACUGAUUCAUCAGACACAUUGAAAUACGAGAAAUCAGUGAAUUUGAAAUUGCAAUCCAAAAUCAAUAUCUUGCAAAACCAACUCUCCAUUUCUGAAUUGCAAAGACAAGAUGUUAAGGAAAACCUAUCUGAAUUAAAUUCUAAAUACAAUAAAAUAGUAAUUCUCAUUUCAAACUUAGAUUAGCCAAAUGGAACAGGACAGGAUGGUGAUCCAAGAUGAAAAAGACAAAUUGUUGGGUCACAAGAAGGUACUUAUCCAAGAAGUCUAUCGAUUGAGAGGAUAGGUUUCGCAAAUGGAAGAGGAUCAAAACAACUACCAAUCAGCUCUAAAAUAAGUUAAAUCCUUUAUGGAUACAAUUGAAUUGAAACCAAUUUGA